CCUCUCGCUCAAGAGCUCAGAGCCACUCAAAGCUGCAGCCAUGCCAUGCCUCCUGCUCACCCUGGGCAUGGCCCUGGUCUGUAGUGUCCAGGCCACGGACAUGCCCCAGACCAAGCAGAACCUGGAGCUCCCAAAGUUGGCAGGGACUUGGCACUCCAUGGCCAUGGCGACCAACAACAUCUCCCUCAUGGUGAUGGUGAAGUCUGCUCUGAGGGUCCACGUCACCUCGCUGUGGCCCACCCCCGUGGACCACCUGGAGAUCGUUCUGCACAGAUGGGAAAACAACAGCUGUGUUGAGAAGAAGGUCCUUGGAGAGAAGACUGAGAAUCCGAAGAAGUUCAAGAUCAACUAUAUGGGGGCGAACGAGGCUAUGCUGCUUGAUACUGACUACGACAAUUUCCUGUUUCUCUGCCUAACGGAUACCACCACCCGCAUCCAGAGCUUGAUGUGCCAGUACCUGGCCAGAGUCCUGGUGGAGGACAACGAGAUCAUGAAGGGAUUCAUCAGAGCUUUCAGGCCCCUGCACAAGCGUCUGUGGUACUUGCUGGACUUGAGAAAGAUGGAAGAGCCGUGCCAUUUCUAGGUGAGCUCCUGCCUGGUCCUGCCUCCUGGGUAAUGUUAACCCAACAGCUCGCCUCCGCCUCCAGGAAGACCAGACCCCCACGCUUCCACACCUCCAGAGCAGUGGGAAUUCCUCCUGCCCUUUCAAAGAAUGUCCACACCUCAGAAGACAAUGGCGUGGUCAUCCGUGUCCCCAUCCCCUUCCUGCUGCACGCCUGCACCGCAGGCGUCGGGGGGCUGCUCCCUGGGGGCAGUCUCUGGCAGAGAUUAUUAAUAAAUCCAUGCAGCAUG
Messenger RNA from Mandrillus leucophaeus (drill), 852 nucleotides. Its product is annotated as glycodelin-like. The record is from RefSeq and is a predicted model, not a curated record. NCBI's taxonomy places the organism in Eukaryota, Metazoa, Chordata, Mammalia, Primates, Cercopithecidae. The coding region runs from base 41 to 583 and encodes 180 amino acids. The transcript is spliced from 7 exons. Gene Ontology annotation, molecular function: small molecule binding.